Messenger RNA from Guillardia theta CCMP2712, 1038 nucleotides. RefSeq lists its product as hypothetical. Bases 1 to 1038 code for a protein of 345 amino acids. The transcript is spliced from 18 exons. Lineage: Eukaryota; Cryptophyceae; Pyrenomonadales; Geminigeraceae. The record is from RefSeq and is a predicted model, not a curated record.
AUGUAUUACUUUCGCCAUCUUGACGAACAGAGCAUUGACUGGACCAUCGAAACCAACGUGCUGAAUGGGCUCAUGCCCUGCCCGGCUGACAUGCUGGAGCUGCAUAAGAAGAAGGUCAAGGUGUUCUCAAGCGCCUUGAUGGAAAAAUCAGGUCGACUGUCCAACUGGGGAGAUCUUUUGCUCUGCAGGGUUGUCAGAAACCUGUCUUACUACUUGUCUGGUGUUCCUCUCGUAAUCUUGCCGGCAUGGAGAUGGAUGCCCGAGCUCAUCGCCAAUCAACAGUACCUUUUCAAGUCCUUGCGCCUGAGCUCAGCUUUUUCCUCCAGCCUUUCCCCACCAUUGACUUCCGUUUUCGAUGAGCAUGUCAGAGUCGACAUGAGCCAGCCAGGGACUCCCUAUCCUUUCUUCCAGAUCGCAGCUCCAUAUUUCGUGCGUCCCGCCGGUCACAUCCAAGAGUGGGCCAAACGGAUCAGCAGCUCCUGGCCGAAGGACAUGAAAGUAGUUGGGAUACACGUUCGUGCUGGGAUCGAGAGCGACAGCCAGCGAGAGGUGGAGCAUUUCUUCAGUCAUCGGGCCAGCCCUGCUGAACUGCACCCCACAUGGAUCCAUUGUGCGUAUUCCGCGAUGAACCAUGAGACCACGAUGUUCAGACGCGAUUCGGUGAAAGGAUUGACGGAGAAGGUGGUGUUGGAGUUCAGCUCAGGGACGGCCGUCAGCUUCCUCGCUAAGGAGGUGGAUAGGUAUACAUGUCAGUCAGUUCAGACUGCCAUGCUGGACAUGACUAUCCUCUCCUUCUCGGACCUGUUGGUUGUUUCCCACUACUCGACCUUCACAGCAUGGCCCGUGGCCUCCUCAAACGCCUCAGCUUUCUACGCGGUUUCCAGGGACGGAGACUGUUUCCCGCUGGAUUCGAAAGAACCGUUCUCCGAGUCAGGAGAGCUCUUUCGUGGCAACGCGGACUGUUACACAGACAAGUUUACCUACCAGAACUCCUGGUCAAGACCCCGACAAGUUCACUCUCGCUCAGCGACACCCUGA